Molecule: messenger RNA, 610 nt
Organism: Dacryopinax primogenitus
Lineage: Eukaryota; Fungi; Basidiomycota; Dacrymycetes; Dacrymycetales; Dacrymycetaceae
Exons: 2
Coding region: 74-541 (155 amino acids)
Source: RefSeq, a predicted model, not a curated record
CUCAGAUCCACGUUCCCUGAUCAACCAUGCGUUGAACCAGUUGGAAACGGAACUGGGAAUGGCGACUAUCAACAUGGAACGUGCCAAAUUGUCCGUAUCUCAAGCCAUCGACCAUCUCAACCACGUUCAAGCCGACUAUCCAACCUUUGCCGCUCUGUUCUACUACCUGAGGGAACGCGAGGCACAAGAUGGCAUCAAUCAAGCUUACAAAUAUGUGGUGCAGGCUAGGGCAGUGGAGAGAGAUGUUGAGCGGCGGAUUAGAGCUUUGAGAGGUGGUCCUUCAAUGAGGCAUGGUACUUACAGUUAUGGAUACGCCGCUAAUUACCAUGGCCCCAACUACCUGCCUCUUCCUCCCACUUGGCCUCCUUCCCAUUCGACAUAUCCCUCUCCUCCCCAGCACAACAACUCUCAGAACGCUCUCAGCGGGAACACGAUCCAUAUCGAGCAACACCAAAACGCGAACGACUUUGACUGCAUGGCUGAGACGAAGAAAUGGCUGAACUUCUUGUCGUUCAGAAAGUUGUGCGAAGAUCCUCUGUGAGAAUGAGAAGAGGAGGGAGAAGUGGAGUGUUUAGUUUGAAUGGUUUGGGAUGCACGCUGGGGAUGGAAA